This is a messenger RNA of Spodoptera frugiperda (fall armyworm), 1690 nucleotides long. Its product is annotated as carbohydrate sulfotransferase 14. The record is from RefSeq and is a predicted model, not a curated record. NCBI's taxonomy places the organism in Eukaryota, Metazoa, Arthropoda, Insecta, Lepidoptera, Noctuidae. Bases 556 to 1671 code for a protein of 371 amino acids. Gene Ontology annotation, biological process: carbohydrate biosynthetic process. Gene Ontology annotation, molecular function: sulfotransferase activity. The transcript is spliced from 4 exons. Gene Ontology annotation, cellular component: membrane.
AUUUAUGUUCCUUAUCCAUUAGCUACAUACAAAUAAGAACGUAACCGAAAAUAAAUAAUCGAAAUGCGAAUGUGGAAAAAUACCUCUUUGGAAUGCGUAUCUACCAGCUAUCUACCUGGCAAACUUUCCAGAUUGCUAUCUCAACGCCUAUGACUCAGUAACCUCCUACACUUCACGCGAAUAGAUAUACGACUGGGAUGCACUCUUUCUUGCACUCACGCGUCGGCCAUGAUACAAUAUAAACACACAUACACACAGAAACGGGUCAAGCAUCCGCCUUUUUAUUAUUUUCUAAGAAAAUCUAAUAUAAAAUGGACGUGCGUACUUGUGGAUCAGAUAAAAGCUUUGUACUAAGAUCCAGAGCGGUUACAUAUUUGAAAAAUAAAGGAAAAAUUGUAAUCUUUCUUGGAAAAUGGAAAAUCAUCAAAACUGAAUAAGUGAAUCCCGCCCACGGCGGCUGACUAAAAACUACCCAUUAGCUACGGUAUAUGACCAGCCUACCUAUCCCGGAGCCCACAAAAUGUAUCUAUAGUCGUGAAACGUUUCCGUUCGAGAAUGGCAACAAAACUAUACGUUUGCGUGAGAUGUGGAGCGAAGACCGCAGCUCUUCUGUUUUGGGUAUCUCUUUACAUGGUAGUUAUGAAAAUGACGGUUUUUAAAAGCACGGCAGAUACCACAGUGAAGGACUGGUCUAUAAUGCCAGAUAAUUACAGCGGGUGGCAGGGUGCCGUGCCAUUAGGUAAAGAUGAAUCAGUCACAUCUAAACAUGAGUUCAUCACAUGGCCUGAGGUAGAUAAUGAAACUAUUACAGAAUUGGAGUGUCGAUCAAAAACAAUGCACAAAGUCUGUCGCCAGAGAAAUCUUCUCUCACAAAAAGUGAACUCUAAAGAGUUCUACGUUGAUCAUAAUCAUGGACUUGUUUGGUGCAACAUUUUCAAAGCUGCUAGCUCGACUUGGAUGUAUUAUAUGAAUAUUUUAGGAGGAUAUAAGAAAAAGUUUCUGGAAGAAACUAAAAAAAUACCUUUAAUUUUAGCCAGAAAAAAGUUCCCCCGUCCUAAAAUAAAAGAACUAACAGAAGCAAUUCAAGCACCUGGGGUUGUGUCGCUUUUGAUUGUGCGAGAUCCUUUUGUAAGGUUGUUGUCAGCAUAUCGUGACAAACUGGAGAUCAACCAACAAGGGAAAAUAAAGCCGUAUUAUAGGAAAUUGGCAAGGACAAUAAUUUCAAAGUACAGAAAGAAAGAGGCCCAAGACAAGGCGAAAAAUAAAGUGGUUGGCCCAACAUUUCGGGAGUUCGUUCAGUAUUUGAUAGACGAGUAUCAUCCGGGGUACAAGUUUGACGAACACUGGGCUCCGUACUACACGUUUUGUUCACCAUGUGCAGUCAAUUUUACUGUGAUAGCGAAAGUAGAAACAUUGACAAAAGAUUCAAUGUAUGUGAUACAGAAGUUAAAUCUCGGCCCUGUGUUAAACAUAAAGGCUGGUGAGCGUAAGAGAAAACAUCGUGGUUUAAUGAAUACAUCUCGUGACGGGAAGAACACGACAUCAUUGUUAAUGCAUUAUUAUGGUCAGCUUGACGAAAACAUGUUGGAUAAUUUGUUAAAAAUAUACGGUAUAGACUUUGAAAUGUUCGGAUAUGAUGCGAGUGUUUAUAGACGUUAUGUUAAAAAAUAAAAGUUCUGUUACACGCUUA